AUGUCAAGCACGCUAAAGGGGAUUACUCUGAAGGGCAGCGCAGAACUCGUUGCGGAGUUCUUCUCAUUUGGCAUCAACAGUAUCUUAUACCAGAGAGGAAUCUACCCUCCAGAGACGUUCACUCGAGUGACGCAGUAUGACUUAAGUCUUCAGCUCACCACCGACCCCAAGCUGAAGAAUUACCUGAGUAACGUAGUGUCACAGCUCAAAGAAUGGCUGUUUGACUGCACCGUACAGAAGCUGGUGGUUGUUAUCACGUGUCUAGAGACGAACGAGGUUCUGGAGAGGUGGCAGUUUGAUAUCGAGUGUGACAAGACAGCCAAGGAGAGCAGUGCUCCCAGGGAGAUGUCUAUGAAAGCCAUUCAACAAGAGAUCCGCUCAGUCAUCAGACAGAUAACCGCCACUGUCACCUUCUUACCCUUACUGGAGACUGCCUGUGCGUUUGAUCUCCUCAUCUACACCGACAAGGACCUUGAGGUCCCUGAGAAGUGGGAGGAGUCAGGUCCUCAGAUGAUUGACCAGUCAGAGGAAGUCAGACUGCGUUCUUUCACCACCUCCAUUCAUAAGGUCAGCAGCAUGGUGGCCUACAAGAGAAUGGACUCUAUGUAA
This is a messenger RNA of Chanos chanos (milkfish), 609 nucleotides long. RefSeq names its product MAD2 mitotic arrest deficient-like 1 (yeast) (gene mad2l1). The record is from RefSeq and is a predicted model, not a curated record. Gene Ontology annotation, biological process: mitotic spindle assembly checkpoint signaling. Gene Ontology annotation, cellular component: nucleoplasm; kinetochore; cytoplasm. Lineage: Eukaryota; Metazoa; Chordata; Actinopteri; Gonorynchiformes; Chanidae. The transcript has 5 exons. The coding region runs from base 1 to 609 and encodes 202 amino acids.